AUGUCUGAAAAUCUGAAAAUAUCUAAGAAAAUUGCAUUGAGGAUGUCUGAGAAGGAUAAGGGUAAUUUAUCAUCCAAUCACACUGGUCCUGAGUUAAGUGCAAUGGAGAAGACAAUGGAAUCUGAGAAAGCUGAAGCUUACCAAGACUCAGUUAGUGUGAGGAGAAGGAAAUUGACCGGUCGUGCUUUCAAGUCUCUACUUAAAAGAAAACUCAAUGAUGACAAUGUGCGAGAUGUGAAUGUUUUAGAAAAUUCACGGGCAUGUUCAGUUGCUAGAGAAUUAUCCGACAUUUCUGAAAGGGCACAAUCAAAUUGCACUGUUGUAACAUUGCAGGGUCUACUCAACAUUCUUCUCAGUGUGAAAAUUGCAUUCUUCUUGGCACCUGUGCUAUAUGCUCUAAAGAAAAAAGGCUAUAAUUCACGAGAAAAGGAGCUUUGCACUUGCUAUGAUACAGCCCAUAAAGACCUGUACUGCUCCUCCAAUUGUAAGGAUGGCGUUGAUCAAGGAGCUGUCGUUACCUUAAAGUCUGCUGAAAGGUGUCAAUGUGGUAAUCCGUUGAAAAAGAUACAUUCUGAUCUUCAAAAGAAAGAUUAUGGAACUGUGUGUGCCAUGUGCAGCAAUGACGGCGAGCUCCUGUGUUGUGAGGGAAAAGAUUGCAAGAGACGCUAUCAUCUCAGUUGUGUAGGUGUUUGGCUGCCUGAUGAUUUGCCAGGUGUGAGGCACUGUCCCAAGUGUAUCAUUAAGAAGCUUGAACACGGUGUCUACUCUGUUUCGGAAGGAAUUGAGUCUAUUUGGGGUGUUAGAGAAGUGGAGAUGUCGAAUACUAAAGAAACCAGACAGAGGCAGUAUCUUGUCAAGUACCAAGGCCUUGCUCACAUUUACAACCAUUGGGUGCCAGAGGAACAACUGUUGCUCGAAAACCAAUCCCUUCUUUCCACUUUUAUUACAGAAGAUAAGAUAACGUGUUGGAGUUUGGAUUGGACAGUGCCACAUCGCUUAUUAUGGAAAAGACCCAUUUCGAGUAAGAUGCAUGCACCAUCUUCUGCAGAUAUUCCAGAAAGUUAUGAGUGGCUUGUGAAAUGGCAUGGCCUUGAUUAUGACCAUGCUACUUGGGAGCUAGAUUCAUCGUACUUUUUAAAUUGUUCUUUGGGUCAGUGCCUCAUGAAAGAAUAUGAAAAUCGCCUUGGGAAGGCAAAGAGUGAAAUUGAUCAGUCUCAGAAGGGAUCUUUCGUCGAACUACUGGAGCUUCCAGAUAAUCGGUUGAGUGUGAAUGAUAAUUUUGUAUUGGAAAAUGUGAACAAAGUGCGCGAGAGCUGGUACAAAUGUCGGAACACUGUUGUUUUCGAUGAUAAGGAUCGAGUAAAGACUCUGGUUUUCUUUAUUAAAUCCUUGCUUGAAAGCUGUCAUCCUUUCCUCAUAGUUGCGACCUCUGACUCAUCAUCUCAAUGGGAGACUGAGUUUGCACGACUUGCACCAUCUGUCAGUGUUGUUGUUUAUAAUGGAAAUAUAGACACAAGGAAGGGGAUUAGAGCAUCUGAAUUUUAUGAAGAAGGAGGCCGUGUAAUGCUCCAAGUACUAGUGUGUUCCCCAGAAGCUGUUGUCGAGGAUUUAGAAAUGUUGAGUUGCAUAAGAUGGCACUCUAUUAUAAUUGAUGAGUACGGGCACUCUAGGAUAUCAACUGAUCUUGAACAAAUUAAGAUUCUCACUACAGACAUUUGGAUACUUCUGCUUAGCAGUCAAAUAGUGGAUACAACAUCCGAGUAUCUACAUAUUUUGUCACUGAUUGAUUCUGAACACGAAUAUAAUAAGCUGAGGGGCUUGAGAUCUCGCAAUAAUAAGAAUCUUGCUAAAUUGAAAGAGAGGCUAUCUCGUUUCAUUGCAUAUGGAAAUACUUCAAAAUUAUCCAAGUUCCUUGAGUAUUGGGUUCCUGUUCAUUUAUCAAGCCAUCAGGUUGAGCAGUAUUGCUCUACACUUGUUUCUAACUCUAUGCUUCUUCGUGCUUCUUCAAGAAAUGACAAAGUUGGAGCCUUCAAGGAUAUUCUUCUUACAGUUAAAAAGUGUUGUGAUCACCCUUAUCUUGUUAGCUCAUCUAUACAAGAACAGAUGAUUGCCGAGGGACAUUCUGCAGAUAAGAUUCUGGAUGUAGGGAUAAAAGCAAGUGGUAAACUACAGCUUCUUGAUAUGAUGCUUGCACAGGUCAAGGCUCUAGAGUUAAAAGCACUUGUACUCUUUCAGUCAGUUGGAUUGGGAAAGUCUUCAACUGGAUAUAUAUUGAACGAUUUUCUGGCCGAAAAAUUCUGUCAAACCUCGUAUGAGUGCAUUUUUGCUGGUGUUUCUCCGCGCUCAAAGAAAGCUGCGGUGGAUCGGUUCAACAAGAAAGAAAACGGGAAGUUCAUUUUAUUACUAGAAAACCGUGCUUGUUGUUCAACUAUUAAACUUGCAUCCUUGGAUUUGGUUGUCUUAUAUAACAGCGACUGGAAUCCUGCGAAUGAUUAUAAAGCACUGCAGAAGAUAUCCAUUGACUUAGACGUCAGCCAGAUCAAAGUUUUUCGGUUGUACUCAUCCUGUACGGUUGAAGAAAGAGCUCUAGUUUUAGCAAAGAAAAAUCUGAAAGAUCUUGACAUUGAUCUGCAAACCGUAAGCCGUACUAAUGGUGACUCUCUGCUCAUGUGGGGUGCUUCAUAUCUGUUCAGGAAAUUAGAUGAUUAUCAUGCUGAAAGGACUUCUAGUUCGAAUGAUAUAUCCGGUCCGUCUCUUUUGAACGAGAUUGCUGAGGAGUUCCAGUCCAUACUUUCUGGUUGCGGUGAAAUAAGUCAAAGGACUCCUGUAAUAUCAAAAGUAAAGUUGGAUGUUUCAAGUUAUAGUGCAAAUGGCUCGCUUCUUGGUGAGGCGAAAGUUGAGCUAAAAGAUGAAGAGCCUCAUGUUUUUUGGACAACUCUUUUUUGUAAAAUUACACCUCAGCAGAAGCAUAUACUAGGUCAUUGCCAGAGGAGUCGAAAGAGAGCUCAUCACUUGGAGAAUGAUAAUACAGGAAAUAAACGUAGAAAUGAAUAUACAGGAAAUAAACGUAGAAAUGAAUCAGUUGCAGAUGUAUGUCGAGCCUCGACUCCAGUUAUAACACAUGAACGGCAGGUUAUUCAAGUUGGAGGUCCAGAGGGAGAUAGUCGAGAUGACAUGGCUGGUCGAAGCCCUUUAAGUCCUUUGGCUGACAGAUGUGGAGCUGAAGAAAGAAAUUCGCUAUCUGAUGAGCAGAAGAGCAUCCAUGGUCUUUUAUUAGAAGAAACGAAAAAACUAUGUCAAAUUCUUAAACUCCCGGGGGAUGUAACUCAUACUUUAAGACGAUUUCUAGAGUAUAUAAUCUCGAAUGACCACAUCUGGGGAGACUCGCCAGAAAUUAUGCAGGCUUUCCAAGUAUCCCUGUUAUGGGUUGUCGCAUCAAUCGCAAAACAAGAAGUAAAUAUGACCGAUUCCAUAAAUCUAGCAAAAACGUUGUUAAAUUACCAGUGCACAGAAGAACAAGUAUACUCGGUUUAUACAAAGAUGCUUCACCUCAAGUGGAUGUACCUUCAGUGUAUGAACUUAAACGAUGGCCACUUGUUAGCUGGAGAGGGACCCAAUGACGGGAAAUUCAGCAUCAGUAAAGGGAUCUCAUCCUCUUUACCCAUCGGGUCGCAAGAUGUGAAAACGGAGAUUCAAGAGUUUUCUACUCACGAAGAACAUUGUGAAGGUCAAUUCCUUUCACAACAAAAACUAAUGGAUGUUAUCAAUGAAAUACACAGAAGAUGCAACAAGCGGAUGAAAAAGCUUGUUCAGAAGCAAAAGCAGGAGGCUGAAGAGCUCCUCCGCAAUCGGGAGGUGAAGAGAUUAAAAUUGGAGACUGAUCACCAGUUGGCAUUGGCGCUCAUUAAUUCUAUGUGCGCUGAUGGUUCGGAAAGAAAGGUCAAGCUCAAGGCAUUGGACCGUAAAUAUGCAAAGGAAAUGGAAGAAAAUAAGCUUGUUGAAGAUAUGCAGUUAAAAGAUCUUGAGGCAAGGCACUUAUCUGCCCAGGUUCAGGAGAGAGAGAAGGCAGCUCACUGGAUAUCGAGUGUGAAAAUCAACUGCUCUGGUAAAUUAGGCAUGUUCAGUACUCUUAGGACACCAGCUGAAGAAGGAGAAGCUAAUGCUAAUCAACCAAAGCUUAUUGGGAAAGCUAUUUGCGCGGACCUUCUUACCUCUGAACAAAAACUUUUAGAUGAAACUGCGCCAGCUGAGCUAAAUAAACAGGUUCAAUCAAAGGUGCUAGAAGAUCAAAGCCACAGAAGUUUGUUUGCGGAAUUGCAAGACCAAGUUCCACGGACAGUUGAAGAUAUAAAUACUUCACAAUUUGAAGUUGGCCCAGUCGAAAAUAUAAAUUCAGCACAAGCCAUCGAGAACUCUGUGCAGCCAACCAAUGUGUCAACUAAUGUAGUGUCCAGCACAAGGCAGUCAACGGCUGUUGAAAUAGAAAAACAAAGUUUUGUUUCUGAAAGAAACAUCUCCCAAAAUUAUGAGGGUGCAAAUACUAACAUGAUGCUACAAGACCAAAAUACAAAUUCAAAAUUGCAAGACCAAUAUGCACCCACGCCAGCUGUAGAAGAUCACAAACCUUUGCCAGCUGAAGGUAUAUACCUCGAUGCAAGAACCAUUGAGAACCAAAUGCAGCUAAAUCAUGUGUCACCAGCCGGAAAUCAGUCAACCACCAUUGGGGCCGAAAGUCAAAGCUAUGUCUCUGAAGAAAACUCUUCUCGAAUUACCAAGGGUGCAGAGACCGAAAUACUUCCACACGAGUGUUCUCGUACUGGCCAGAAUUUGGAAAAGAACUUCCAACAAGCAAUUUCGGAGUUGGAAACUGCUCGUGAAAAGGAGAUGCAAGAAGUUACUGGUCAAGUGCACAAAACUGCCUACAGCUUUAAGCCCUGUUCGCGAGUAUCCCCAGUCGUCUCGACUCCCUGGUAUUUAACCAGAAGUUGCAUUGACUACCACAGCCACAUUCACCAGUGGGACUUGACCUUGUGCCCAUGGAUAACAACCCUCAACCUUUUAGACCGACUGCCAAUCAUCAUGUGA
This is a messenger RNA of Striga hermonthica, 5085 nucleotides long. Lineage: Eukaryota; Viridiplantae; Streptophyta; Magnoliopsida; Lamiales; Orobanchaceae. The record is from the annotation of a GenBank genome assembly.